This is a messenger RNA of Neodiprion fabricii, 4234 nucleotides long. RefSeq lists its product as uncharacterized. The record is from RefSeq and is a predicted model, not a curated record. Gene Ontology annotation, biological process: SCF-dependent proteasomal ubiquitin-dependent protein catabolic process. Lineage: Eukaryota; Metazoa; Arthropoda; Insecta; Hymenoptera; Diprionidae. The transcript has 10 exons. Bases 722 to 2665 code for a protein of 647 amino acids. Gene Ontology annotation, molecular function: protein binding.
UUUUAUGCAGUGAAUAAAUUGCUAGUUUAUGCAGUAUUUUAUGUCGAUUCAAGUGGGACGGUAUUUAGCUUUUAUAAUCAGAAAAAAGAUCAGAAACAAGAAAAGAAAAAAGUUUCGGGCAAUAAUAGAGUAUUACUAGUUUAUGGUGAAAAAACUGAAUUUUCUAUGUUGGGUCAGGUAACGCUGGGUCAAGGUUAAGGUUAGGUUAUAUUUGUGUCGGAAUCAAACGAACGCGUCGGCAAGUUGAGGCAGUUUGAUUGGUACUUACCGUUUCUAAAGCUCUAGAAUCGACACAAUUUCACUGCAGUACGAAUCGUCUGAUGGCGCGCUGCUAACGGCCAAACUGGACGUAAUUUCGAGUACAGUUGGCAACACUGAAGUCACUAUGACCACGCGACUUGAAAUUUGUGCGAAUUCAAGGGGAUUCCUCGAUUUUCGCGCGCGUAACUAAUUUGAAUAAACGUAAUAUCGACUUAUUUAAAUUCAAUGAAAUAAUUAGGAUUGAAUUCUCACUACUAUAAAAAGUCCCUGAAAUAGAAAUUCCCGUUUACAAAUGUGAGCAAUGGGCGUAUAGAACACUGGAAGAAGAGCCCCAUUAUAUCAUACGCUUAUCACCGCUCUGACGUAUCUGAUUUCCUGAUUAGCCGCGAACUGCUAGUCACUAUCGAUAUCGUGCAAAUUAUCAACAAUUGCGUACAGGCUGACAAAGACAUCGAACAAAAUGAGUGCUGGGCCCAGCAUCUGUCACAUUCUGGAUUUUCCCAAUGAAAUUUUGAUGAAAAUUAUCUUCCAUUUGAAUGCCAGAGAGCGUGUGCCUUUGGGUAAUUCAUGCAAGAAAUUACACAGUCUUAUAUUUGAAGAGAAAAAAUUAUUAAGGAAUUUAGAUUUUUCCAAAGACGGGCGCCUGACAUCAGUUUCUGACAUCCGUCAAUAUUUUGACAACAGCAAAGCAAGCAGGUACAUUCAGAGAGUAAAUUUGAGAAAUGUAAAUUUUAUAGAGCCGGAGCAGAUGCUUAACAAUUACAUCGGCAAUGCAGUGAACAUAGUUGACUUAAACAUAAGUGGCACAAGAUUUGAAGACGUACAGGGGUUGGGAUAUUUCCUAAAGUUAUUACCACAUGUAAAGAGACUCUCUAUCGACUGGCCAAGACAAAUGGAAGAUAACGCUGAACCUUGCUGCAAGGAUCUACGAGGGCCUUUUAGCAAACUCACGUAUUUGUCAAUACAAAUAUGGCAUCCACCACAUACAAAAAAGUUUGUCCGAUAUUUACAAAUGUGUCAACAACUCAAGGAGCUACGCAUGAUUGGAAGGAAAUCCUGCUAUGUUCCUGCAACAGACGACCUUCCGUGCUUCGGACGAAAACAACUUAGGAGUCUCGAAAUCAUUGAAUUUUAUGGACACUGCUGCGGCCCCGAGAAGAGAUACUUCAUGACUUUGCUUCCAGAACUUGAGAAAUGGACUGAUUUUCACGUUCCCAAGUAUUACAUUCAGAACGGUUUUUACUUUGAAAAAAACGUGCCAGUUGCUAAGAAGCUAUGCAAGACAAAUUGGAUGAAUCCUCGAAAUAUUCACUUCAGCAGCUAUUGUGAAUUUGGCCAGUCUGUGCUCACAGAACGCAUUUUGAUAGAAGUGAUUAAAGUCACCCAUAAAGACCCGCCAAAAUGUUACUGUUGUUUAUCUCUACUUCAUCAGACAGACAUAUGUGUUAUCAAGAUCGAGGAGGCAAAGCGACUGCUGAAAGAUCCAAGUUAUGAACUUUCGUAUUUACGUAUCAAUCAUAACAUAAAAACAAAUUGCGAUGCGCAUUUAGUCGUAUCCGCUUUUCCAAAACUCACCGAGCUCAUUUUAUCCAACAUAACAAAAGUAUCGGGUUUUGUACACUCUCGGAAACAACUGAAGAGAAAAUAUAAUAAGGCAGUUAAACAAGAGGGUUAUCUGGUCAACAAAAAUCUAGAUUCAUCUUUUAGUAUGAUUGUUCAGAAUUCGCCUCACCUUAAACACCUGACGCUGGAUACUAAUAACAGCACGAUCGAAUAUGAAGAAAUGUGGGACUUGAACGCUCUGCACCUAAUCUCAGGUUGGACAAAUCUCAGAACCUUACGUUUGUCAUCGGUACCAAUCGAGGACGGUAUUUUUCUCACUGAAAUCGGAAGGGCAUGCAAGCAUUUGGAGAUAUUAGACUUGUACGAUCUCGGUCCCGGGGAUGUUUGCUGCUACAUCGAUGAACUGUGUCAAAUGAUUGCUGACCUCAAAAACCUGAGAGAAUUUAGAAUUCAUCAGGACAACAUUGGCGAAGUAUCUCGAAUUUUCGUAUCACUCGCCAACAAUGUGCAACUCAGGAAAGUUGACGUGAUAAGUGAUGGCGAAAAUACCACCACGAAUAAUUUAAUACCCUCUAUCGAACACCUGCUUCAAACUUGUUCAAAAUUAACUACAUUCCAAUGUAUAAUUGACGAAAUAUCCGAAGCCGAUUCUGUAAAGCUGUCGACCAUGUUGAGAAGUUUCAAGUGCAAACCUGGAAAGCUCGAUUUCCAAUUCCAAGUUGUUUGGUCUAUGGAUCUGAUAAUGGAUGAUUCUGAAUGGAUGAUGAAAGAAGACGUCAUAACUGAGGACGCCCGGCUUGUGAACUUCCCCUGCGACAUGAGCAUGCCACAUCAUCCAUAGAGUGCAAAAAAUGCAGCGAUUCUACUCGUGCUUACAGUGGAAUGUCAUUGAAAAUUAACUUGUUUUUAGACUUAGGUAAAUAUGCAAUCAAUAAUCAACUAUCGCGUAUCAAUUAAAUCGAAAUAUAAAUACACAAAAACUAUUCUUAUAGUGUUGUCCAGUGGUCUUAGAAAUAUCCUUAAAUUUUUCUUGUGUCAUGGAAAUAUUCUAUUUUUAAAGUUUACCGCAAAUGAUUUAUUUAUUUGUGUUCACUGAGUAACUGUUUUUAAAUUGUCGAUUCCCACCUCGAAUCGUGUUUACCGUUUUCCCUACUAACAGCUCGUAGUAGAAAUAACGUAUACCUCGUACGUCGUACUGAUUAUAUACAGUACGAUCUACCAUUUUAUACACCUGGUUGAUCGGACUAUAUUUUCUGAUUUCUCGACAUCUCAAUUAAUCAAAAGAAUGUUAAGUCUCACCGUGAUAUUUUGUAUAAAUAAAAAGAGGAAUAGGUAAAGCAAUCACGCAUGCGCCGGAAAAAUAACAGCUUCACUUCCCUGCAUCAACGGCUACAUGAAGUUAUCGCAAAGAGUUCGAAUGACCGCUGAUGACAAAUUUUUCGUCUUAUGAUCGCGAACAUAGAUUACUCUUCUAGUUAAAAAACAUCGGGAGUGGAUUUGAGAGUCACGAUUCACGAAAACUUUUUCCUCACGAGGUGAUAGCAACAAACUACUGCAAACUGCAUCGUUACUACGUAUUGCACCGAUACCUGUUUAAUAUAAGCGUGUGCAUCGGCAAUAUUCAAAGUUCGUUAGCAAUACUUGUGCAAGGCGCGGUUUUGACUAAUCGAAAUGGGGACUCAAAUAUCGGAGUAUUUGAUGAUGUACCUACGGAAUCUGAGAGAAUUCACAUUUCACGAGAAAAACCUUGGAAAGGUAUCCAAAGUAUUUUUCGGGCUUAAUACAAAUCCAGAAAUCAGGAAAGUUAGUGUUAAAUCUGAUGAAAAUCUGCUUCAUCACUGCUCAAAGUCGGCAGUAUUUUUCUGUGUUUUCGACGGCGUAAACCAAGCAUACAAUGACGAGCUUACAUACACUUUGCAAAAGUAAAUUGAAAAAUUGUGUUCCAAGUCACGCAAAAAUGUGAAUUAGUUACACUUUCGUUUCACAUGUAUCUCCUCUCGUUUUGCAGAUCAAAAAUUCUGUUAAACCGACUGAAUUUCUAGUUUUAAGUUAUUACUGAUAAGUAUUUGAUAAAUAUUGUGUACGAAGACUUCUCACCGCUCAAAUUUCCACAUAAAUUAUAUUGACAUUAUUGACUAAAUCUGUUACGAUGUAAAAGUACCCCUACUACGCAUAGAUCUUUGGAUAAUCAUUGUGAAGUUUUAGUUACAGAAAAAAAGAUUCUAAAAUUUCACACUAAAAAUCAAGAUAAGCAAAUGUGAUAAGACUGAUUUCUUUAAAUGAAAAUAAAAGUAAAAACAUGUUUUCACGCAAUAAUUAUCCCUAUUAUAAUCAUUGUAUUUAGUAGACGCUUAACAUAUUAUUAUUCAUAUGUUAUUACGUGUAACAGCGGCGUUCUUUAUAUGGUUAA